Messenger RNA from Armigeres subalbatus, 1005 nucleotides. Its product is annotated as zinc finger protein 39-like. The record is from RefSeq and is a predicted model, not a curated record. Gene Ontology annotation, molecular function: DNA-binding transcription factor activity, RNA polymerase II-specific; RNA polymerase II transcription regulatory region sequence-specific DNA binding. The transcript has a single exon. NCBI's taxonomy places the organism in Eukaryota, Metazoa, Arthropoda, Insecta, Diptera, Culicidae. Gene Ontology annotation, cellular component: nucleus. Gene Ontology annotation, biological process: regulation of transcription by RNA polymerase II. Bases 1 to 1005 code for a protein of 334 amino acids.
AUGCAAUUGAAUGCCGUAGCGCAUGGUGAAUCAGUGUACGAAGAUAGUGUUAUAGAAGUGGACUCAGAAGAAACCUCAAACAGUGACCACAAUUCACAAGAGUUUGACCUACAACAAAUAGGAUCGUAUGGCUUCUUGCUGGAAUCAAACGUUGAACAUUCUAACGCCGAGGAACAAAUCAUGCAGACAAACGAUACCACGGAAAAUAUGCUCGAGCCUAACAAGGAAACGCGUACAAGCAAGUUUAUAAACGAGAUUUUAGCGGAAAAAGUUGAGGAUAUAGAGGAUCAAUUUUUAAAGGAACAUUUUAAUAUGACUUGCUAUAUAUGCGGCACUAGUGUUCCAAAUUUUACACAUCUGAAUAGUCAUUUUCAAAACAUGCAUCAAGAGAGAGAAGCAUUAGUGGUGUGUUGUGGUGGCAAAUUUUCCGAUAGAAAUCUAAUCGUUAAACACUUGCGCCAAAAGAACCAUCUAGGAUGUCUACAUUGCAAAAAGCCUUUCAAGCUUAAAUCAAGUUUGACGAAUCACAUAAUCAAGAUGCACAAUCAAAGCGAGCAAAAAUCUAAUUCCUGUAUUAAAUGCAACAAAAAUUUUGCGAGCAAACCGGAUAUGAAAUUGCAUUUUUACGAGGAACACAUACAUAACAACGAACGGCUCCCGUGCCAGAUCUGCGGUUGGUGGGUGCAGCGUCGUUUUUUCAAACGUCACAUGAAAGCUGCUCACUGUGCAGGUGAAAUAGAGCCUGUCAAGUUCAAGUGCGACAAAUGCCCGCAAUCUUUCGAGCACAAAGCUUUGCUCAAUAUACACAUGAAAAGACACCAAAACGCGUGUUCAAUGUGUAAGACUUACUUCUCGAAUCAGUUCUUCUUGAAUAGGCAUAUGGCAACGGUUCACCGCAUGGGCGCUGUUUGCGCUUAUUGCAGCAAGUAUUUUCAAUGUAAAACAACAUAUGAGCUGCAUGUCAAUGUACACAAAGGUAUCGAAGCACCACAGGUUCUGAGUUGA